UAUUGAAAAUGUUUACAAGAGUUGGUGUCAAAUGUAGUCUUUACCUUAAAAUUUGGGUCGUCAUAAUUUAACCCAAAAUAUGAUAUGAUAUCCUUCGGUGCCAAUUAACAUCCGUUAAUCCAUACCAUUAGGAUAAGAAAAGAUAGAAUGUGAACAUCAAUUAUAAAGUUUAUAAAAAGUACGUGAGUUAUACCGUAACAUAACAGUUUUUGAAAUCACAAAGCACAUAGAUACAUACACACAACACAACGGUCCAAAAACUAUAUAAUAUGGCCAUCUCCGAACGUGACAACAUUAAUACCCCCACUCCCAUUUCAUUUGAUUUCCUCUUCUACAUAUCCCUCCGCUCCCUUUCACCACCUUCAUUCCCCCACUCAUCUUCUUCACUUACUCUCCAUAACCAAAAUGGAUAGCGGCAGCAGAGACAAAAAAUCCCACUCUCCACUUCUUAAGCCAUGGAAGAAAGGCCCUUCCCGAGGCAAAGGCGGCCCUCUCAACGCCUCCUGCGAGUACCGUGGCGUCCGGCAGCGGACUUGGGGCAAGUGGGUGGCUGAGAUCCGCGAGCCCAAGAAGCGCACCAGGCUCUGGCUGGGCUCCUUCGCCACUGCUGAAGAGGCCGCCAUGGCUUAUGAUCAAGCUGCCACUAGACUCUAUGGCCCUGAUGCUUAUCUCAAUCUUCCCCACUUGCAGCCAAAUUCUAGUGCUGCUAAAUCUAAUAUCUUCAAAUGGGUUCCUUCUAAAAACUUCAUUUCUAUGUUCCCUCAUCAUCGCCCUGCCGGUUUCAUGCUUAAUCUCAAUGCUCAGCCUAGUGUUCAUCUCAUUCAUCAGAGGCUUCAGCAGCUUCAAACCUCUCGUGGCUUUCUCACUCCUUCCAAGAAAGUUGAAGACAAGAGAGAAACAGAGGGAGAGAAGGACGAUGAAGCGCCGGUGGACGACGAGGCGGUGACGACGACGACGACAAUAAGAGCUGUGGAAGAGAAACCACAAAUUGAUCUAAACGAGUUUCUACAACAACUUGGGAUUAUGAAAGAAGAAGAGGAGAAAGUGAUUGAAUCAUCAGAAGGAGAGGAAGGGAAUGGAGGCUGUUGUUUGGGAUCAGAAUCAUCUAAUAAUAAUUUGAAAGAUCAUUACAGCGAUGAACUUGAAGUACUUAGUGACAAAAGCUUUAACUGGGAUUCCAUAAUGGACGUGCAUGCCAAUAUUGAAGAUCUUCAUCACCACCAUCAUCAUCAAAUUGGAAACUUUGAAGUUUAUGAUUAUGUUUAUAACUACGAAGAUGAUCUAAGUUUUCCCAACUCCAUUUGGGAUUUUCAAGAGGACCAUUCCACCGGAAUCAUACCUUGACCCUGCUUUGUUCCAUGAAUUAGGUUGGAAGUGCAAGUUUGAGGAUCUCUUUUUGUUCUUGAGGGGUUA
Molecule: messenger RNA, 1413 nt
Organism: Cucurbita pepo subsp. pepo (vegetable marrow)
Lineage: Eukaryota; Viridiplantae; Streptophyta; Magnoliopsida; Cucurbitales; Cucurbitaceae
Product: dehydration-responsive element-binding protein 2F
Biological process (GO): positive regulation of DNA-templated transcription; response to stress
Cellular component (GO): nucleus
Molecular function (GO): DNA-binding transcription factor activity; transcription cis-regulatory region binding
Source: RefSeq, a predicted model, not a curated record